AGCUGGGGCCUUACAAAUACCCGCAGGACAGGGCAGUUGGUCAUCGAGAAGACUGAAAGAUUGCAAACAUCGAACAAGAGUAUCUCUCAGAUUUCACGAAGUGAAGCAAGUGUACUACGGAUUAGUUUGAAUUGCGGACAAUAGAAAAAAUACAGAGAGCAACUAUACAUAUAUCAUAUUAAAUAUAUUCUUCAAGUGCAGCAGAUCUAUUUAAUCUACAAAAUGCAAGCCAUUGGUCAGUGUUCAGUGUGUGCUGGCCGUGCUGCUGGAGGACUUCUGCGAAAUCAGACAGAAUUUUCACUGCUGUGGACGAACAAGAGUGUUUUCAAAAGAGGAGCAGUCUGUACCCGUUUCCUAAGUCCUGAGAAUGUCCUGUUCAGCAGCAGGAAGCGUGGAGUCCAGAAUUUUAGGGAGCUGACAGAUACUGCACACAUGAGCAAAGCAUCUUUAAGUGCUGGCCGUGGACUGUAUGCUAUCCCUUUUACACAGAUGGAAAACCUGUCUCAUGACGCCCUGAUCAGAAGAGCAGCCUCAGUGGUUACAGACAGUACAACUACUUUUCUCUCCCAGACCUCCCUGGCUCUCAUAAAUGCCCUUACAGAUUACUCAAAGGCUGUGCACACACGUAUUGCUGUCCAAAGACGGUAUUUAGCCUCACUGGGAAAACUGACCCCAGCUGAAGAGGAUUCAUUGCUGGAGGUGCUCAAUGGCCAGCGUGCAGAGGCUAGUGACAGGCUACAUGAAUGCAAACGCUUUGAGUCGACCUGGAUCAAUGCUGUCAACUUGUGUAAAAUGGCGGCCGAGGCAGCACACACUUCAGGAGCGGAGCAGGCAUCCUUCGCAGUGAGGACCAACAUUCAGGUGGCCCAGUCACAGGUGGAAGACGCUCGGAAACUGUCAGCAGAUGCUGACAAGAAGUUGGCUGAGACUAAAGUAGAAGAGAUCCAAAGGAUGGCAGAAUAUGCUGCCUUUCUAGAAGGCAGUGAUGAGCCUGAGGCACAUGAGGCUUAUCUACGAGAGGAUUGAGACAAAUAGAGAUAUUGCGAAAACACAAAAAAUGCAUGCCUUCACCUCCACCAACUUUGAGCUUUCCGUUUUUGAUUUCCAUAUGAUGUUGUUUACAUGUUUGCAUUUACGCAAAGAAAAUCUAAAUUUUAAAACAGAAUGAAAUAGCUGGCAAAUAAUUUGUAAUUAAUUAAUAAAUGUUGCAUAAAUCAUUAUUUAAGACUAUUUAUUUGAUUAGUGUGCUGUGUUUGGAGUUUUAAGAAAAUGAUUAUGAAAUCUCCAGUACACUGUGUAUUGUUUGGGGCUCAUCAUGAAUUGGAUCUCAACAUUGUGUAUGUUUAUUGUAACAAAGACUUUUUUCAUAAUGCUACUGCAUAAUUGUUUUGCACUGAUGACAUAUAAGCAAAAAUAAAAUGAAUUUAUC
Messenger RNA from Centropristis striata (black sea bass), 1429 nucleotides. RefSeq names its product diablo IAP-binding mitochondrial protein-like. Gene Ontology annotation, biological process: neuron apoptotic process; intrinsic apoptotic signaling pathway in response to oxidative stress. The record is from RefSeq and is a predicted model, not a curated record. The transcript has 6 exons. Lineage: Eukaryota; Metazoa; Chordata; Actinopteri; Perciformes; Serranidae. Gene Ontology annotation, cellular component: mitochondrion. The coding region runs from base 223 to 1026 and encodes 267 amino acids.